GGUUUUGGAGAUCACAUUCAUUGGAGGACACUAGAAGAUGGGAAGAGAGAAGCAGCUGCCAGAGGACCGCGGUCUAGUUGGUUGGAACUCCCGUUUCCGUAGCAACAAGAGGUCCUUUAAGAGUCAAGGGGUGCCGGAAGUUCAGUUUGCACUUCCGGUUUGCGUCGGACACACCGACAACCAGGAAGUUGACGCACGUUUGCGCAUGGCCGCUCCCUCGGAGGAUGCCGCUUGUGGUGUUUUGUGGGCUGCCGUGCUCUGGCAAGAGCCGACGCGCAGAGGAGCUCCGCGGGGCGCUGGCGGCUGAGGGCCACGCGGUGUACGUGGUGGACGACGCGGCCGUGCUGGGCGCGGAGGACGCGACGGUGUACGGCGAUUCGGCCCGUGAGAAGGCGCUGCGUGGGGCCCUGCGCGCCGCGGUGGAGCGGCGUCUGAGUCGUCAUGACGUGGUCAUCCUAGACUCGCUUAAUUACAUUAAGGGCUUCCGCUACGAGCUCUACUGCCUGGCGCGGGCGGCGCGCACCCCGCUGUGCCUGGUCUACUGCGUACGGCCAGGCUGUCUGAGCGCGGGACCUCGGGUGGCGGAUGCGGAGGAGAACCGGGGCCGGAACGUCAGUGUGAGUUGGCGGCCGCGCGCUGAAGAGGGAGGGAGGCCUCUGGCAGCGGGCACCGGUGUCCUUAGGGAACCGCAAGCAGUGCACUCGGUAGUAAACGGGAGAGCCCAGGCGCACGUACCUAAGGAACUGGAGCGGGAGGAAACCAGGGCGCCAGAUCUUCCAGCUCUCGAGAUUCCGGAAUUCGAGAAAUCUGCAAAGCAUGUGUCCAGUGCCUUUUACCCUCCUGAACUUCUGGAGGCCCUAAUGCUGCGCUUCGAGGCUCCCGACUCUCGGAACCGCUGGGACAGACCCCUGUUCACCUUGGUGGAUUUAGAGGAGCCGUUGCCCCUGGCAGAGAUCCGGGCAGCCCUUUUUGAGAACCGGGCUCCUCCACCCCAUCAGUCUACCCAAUCCCAGCCCCUUGCCUCUGGCAGUUUUCUCCACCAGUUGGAUCAGGUAACCAGCCAGGUGUUGGCAGGACUGAUGGAAGCGCAGAAGAGCGCAGUCCCCGGAGACUUACUUAAACUUCCUGGGACCACGGAGCACCUUCGGUUUACCCGGCCUUUGUCCAUGGCAGAACUGAGUCGCCUCCGACGCCAGUUUAUUUCCUACACCAAAAUGCAUCCCAACAAUGAGAACCUCCCUCAACUGGCCAACAUGUUUCUACAGUAUCUGAACCAGAGCCUGCUCUAACCAGAGGGGUUUGGGGGAAAGCCAUGGCUCCUUGUCUAACCUCUGCUGCACUAUAUUUCUCUGGGAAGAAUAAUCUGAAGGUCUGCAGAGUGUAUUGAUGUGUGGUACUAGAGUUAUUGUGACUGAUUCACACUCUGCAGAGUGCCUCUGUACCAGGCCUUGAGUUUAGAGCAUACUCUGAGACUAGAAAGAACAGAGAACUAGCUUGAAGGAUUUUGGCACAUUUCUCCAGGGGACAAAGCUCAGGUGGACAAGGCUUGCUUAGAUUGGGUUCCACUCAAUUGAUUUCCCACAUCAUAAUUGUGGGAAAGCAGACUGGAUGAAUUGUUUUAAAACAAUUGUGAACAGAGACUGAAGAUGGCACAGUUCUGCAUCUGCACUGGCCCUUCUUUCAUAUCACAAAUAGUUUUUUGAGUAGUGUACUUAAACUUUCUGCUACUCUCUAUCCUGGGGCCUGGGAUCACAGAAAUAUUUACUGGUUUCUCUCCUUGGGAAACUUUGGUUCUAGUGGAAGUAAAAUACAUAACCACUAGAUUAUUUCAUUUAAUAAAAUCUUUUAGAAGAAGAGAGUGGGCUGGAAUCUUUCACUUAAUGUAACAAUGUUCUUCAUGUAAUUUAUUUAAUGUAACAUUUUACAUAUACAUACAGGGGUGGGCACA
Messenger RNA from Miniopterus natalensis, 1948 nucleotides. NCBI's taxonomy places the organism in Eukaryota, Metazoa, Chordata, Mammalia, Chiroptera, Miniopteridae. The record is from RefSeq and is a predicted model, not a curated record.